UUUGAAACUUGUUUUUGCUUAUAAAAAUAUGGCUUUAAGUGUCCUCUAUACGAUGGUGAAAACCGCAGGCCGCUAAGACCUUUCGUUAAAAAGUUAUUUGAAAAACGGCAACCGGCACGACUUUUCCGUUUCGAUAGCAGUUAGAUAUAAUUCAAUUAAUUUGUCAAAUUCAUAAAACCACCCUGAGGGCGUGGGCAAGGAUCUUAUUGAGAACGUGUCAUUUGAAAAUAUCGAUGAAUUAAAAAAUUUAAUUCAUCAAUGUAGUACAAAUAUUGGUUUAGCCUACACCCUUUAUUUAUGAUUUAUACACUAUUAUAAACGUUUUUAUACACAAACAAAUAUGUCGAUUAAUAUUGGUUUCAUACAAAGGAUUCAAAAUGAACUUCAACAAUAAAUAAUUCAAAAUUUUACACAAAUUGGUUAUCAAUUUAUUUUAUUGUUAUCAAACAAUUUUAAUAUAUAUAUUAUUAUUUUGAAGAUUGUGGAAUGCCAAAUGAUCGUUCAAAAUGUCCCUUUGUAAUAGUGAUAUUGGUUCAUUACAACGUGGCUCAUAUAUCUUACUUCAAUGUAAUGUUUAUUACGUAUGUUCACACACACAAUUAUGAUGAUGUUAUAUUAAUUAAAAUAUUUAAUACAAAAUUCUCAAAACCACUUUUCUAUCGAUUAUUUCAGAGAACAUUAUGAAAAAGAUUAUGAAUUAAUUGGAAACAUAAUUGGUAAACAAGAAGAUUGUCAAAUUUAGUUAUAUAAACUGUUCAAUCAUAGUCAUCGUUCAUAAAUGAUAUUCUGAUUUAAGAAAGAGUGAAGAAUAGUAUAAUAUAGAGGAAUAAGUAGUAUUGAAAGAUGGUCAAAUCAGAAAGACACCCAUAACUAAUAGUAUAAUUUUAUAAAUCAAAACAUUCAACUAAAUGGUAUAUUAGAUACAAAUAUGAAAGUUAUUCAGUUUGAAAAAACAUAUUGAACAACUAAUUGUAUUUCUACAUGUAAAAUCAAUACCAAAUGAAAUUAAACAAUAUCGCUUAACAUAUACAGAAUUUAUACGUGAAAGAAAUGCUGAACCAUCAUUUAAUGAUUAUAUUAAUGAAUUAGUUGAAAAUGAACAAAAAUAUCCAUUAUUAAACUUUUUUACUCUAACAAGAAAUCAAAUUGAAAAUAUUCAAUUAAUAUAUCCAAUUGUUAAUUUUACAAAUUAUUUAUUACAAAAAUAUAAUCAUCGUAUAUUACGUAAUGAAGCAGCAACAAACGAUAUUCAAUAUUAUUUAACAUCGAAUGAUGAACAUAAUAGUAGUAUAGCUAUACUUGGAUAUUUACAAACAUUAGCUAAACUUCAAAAUACAAUUGUUAAUUAUUAUCGACAAAUAGAUCAACCAGUAAAUGAAUUAAUUGAAGAUGAAAAAACACGUUUACAACUUAUACAAUCAUUAACAUCAGAACAUUUAUUAGAAUUAAAUUCAGAGACAAUGUUUGACAUAUUAAGUAAUGAUGGUUUUGUUAUGAAUUAUGAAUACGAUAAAACAAAAGAAAUAUUAUAUGGUUAUGAUGAAAUUGAAAUUAAAUUAAGAAAUAUGAUUAGUAAAAUACGUCUGAUUGGUACAGAUAAACUUUAUUUUUUUAAUUAUCAGUUUGAAUUAUAUAAUCAAGAUGUGUUAUUAUUUAAUGAUAUACGUUGGGUGGGGGUGCUACUUUACUUUUACUAA
This is a messenger RNA of Didymodactylos carnosus, 1697 nucleotides long. The record is from the annotation of a GenBank genome assembly. NCBI's taxonomy places the organism in Eukaryota, Metazoa, Rotifera, Eurotatoria, Philodinida, Philodinidae.